Messenger RNA from Galendromus occidentalis (western predatory mite), 1375 nucleotides. RefSeq names its product cell cycle checkpoint control protein Rad9 (gene Rad9). NCBI's taxonomy places the organism in Eukaryota, Metazoa, Arthropoda, Arachnida, Mesostigmata, Phytoseiidae. Gene Ontology annotation, biological process: mitotic intra-S DNA damage checkpoint signaling; DNA replication checkpoint signaling; DNA repair. Gene Ontology annotation, cellular component: checkpoint clamp complex. Bases 77 to 1375 code for a protein of 432 amino acids. The record is from RefSeq and is a predicted model, not a curated record. The transcript has 12 exons.
GCUCGAUUCCGCGCGACACGCUGCAUACACAAGCUCUCAUGUGUGAGCUCUCACUCGGAUCAAAGGGACGGACAGGAUGAAACUGACUCUAUCGAGUUCCGGGGCGAGACUCUUCGGCCGCUCCGUGCAGACUUUGGCCAGGAUUGGCGAAGAAAUUGUGAUAACCUCGACUGGAGAGGCUCUCAUAUUACAAGCAGCGAAUACCGCCAAAAGUGCUUUCGGUUGCUACGAAUUCGAACGUGAUUUCUUCCAAAGUGGAGACGACGUCAAAAAGUUCACGGGAAUCGUCAAUACGAAAGGUGGAAUCCUUCUUGCGUUCCGCAACUCCACAAGCUUCGAGAAGACAGUCGAAGUAUGCGAACUCGUUUUCAGAGCGGACUUCCUCACCGUCCGCUUCCGAUGUAAACUCCAAAUCGAAAAAAUUUAUCGAGUAGAUCUCAUCAAUGGGAAGAAUUUCGUUUAUAACGUAGACCUCGACAAGUAUCCGAAUUAUAUAAAAGGUCCAGCCCGGAUAUUCUUAGAUGUGGUCUCCCAAUUCCAAUCAAAAGUCACCGAGGUAACUCUGGCGGUGACAACCGACAAGCUCACUUUAAGGAAUUUUGUGGAUACCGCCGACACCAAAGGGAACGCCGUCCAAUCUCAUGUGACUUUCGAACGGCGCGAGUUCGACGCUUUCGAAGUUUAUCAGGAGGCCAUGGACAUAACUUUUUCAUUGAAAACUUUCAAAACCAUCCUCAACUUCAGUGAGGGCCAGCAACUCGAUGUGAACAUCCGUUACGAUCGACCCGGAGCUCACGUUAUCGUCACUCUUUCAUCUGGGACGCUUUCGGGGGUCAAGAUAGUAUUCGUUUUCGCUACUCUCGACGAGAAUACGCCGGAUGUUGUGCAGGAAAAUCAGACACAGAGAGCACCUAGGGGAAACGAGUUAAGCAUCCGCACAGUCGGUAGAACCACGCAGUCUCAUUUGCAGAGGAUGGUUUCCGCAUUCGAAGAAGAUACGGUUUGUGAGCCUAAACGUUUCCGAGCAGCUGAAUCAGACGAUGAGUUCGAGAAUCUCUUGGAAUCCAAUGAAGAGAUCCAUCAGAUCAUAACUCAGAAGGAGUGCGAGACAAGGUUCGGAACUGUGCAUUCGUCAAUCGCUGCGAUGUCUCUCGUCUCUACGGUAUCUUCAUGGAUUCUGUAUUCUAAACGAUGGCGCUCUUCAACCCACAGGGAACGAUUGAAUGAAACUCUCUCGUCGUCGAGCAACGCACCGCCGAAAGUCAGUACAAUGGCGCAAAUUCUCCUACAAAACCAGGUGAAAGCGAAGCGAGGCCUCCUGAAGACUCAAGAUGAGCCAGAAGUUUUAGUUCCGGCCUCGGAUGAGGAAGAUUGA